This is a messenger RNA of Haliaeetus leucocephalus (bald eagle), 2690 nucleotides long. Its product is annotated as mucosa-associated lymphoid tissue lymphoma translocation protein 1-like. Gene Ontology annotation, molecular function: cysteine-type endopeptidase activity. NCBI's taxonomy places the organism in Eukaryota, Metazoa, Chordata, Aves, Accipitriformes, Accipitridae. The record is from RefSeq and is a predicted model, not a curated record. The transcript has 14 exons. Bases 78 to 2063 code for a protein of 661 amino acids. Gene Ontology annotation, biological process: proteolysis.
CUGCCUCCCCGGGGGGGGGCCCCGCCGGGGGCCCGGCCAGCGGCCCCUGAGGCCGGGAAGGAGCCGCCGGCGAAGCGAUGCAGGAAGCCAUUGUGAUCACCGAGCAGCCGGUCUCCGUCUCCGUCCCUGUGGGAUACUCCUUCGCCCUGCGGUGCAGAGCUGAGGGACGCACGUCGCUGCAGUACCAGUGGUUUUGUCAGCACCAGUCUAUCUGCCGCCAGAUUCCUGGUGCCACCAAGCAAGACUUGCCCAUCACUGCACAGCAGACUCAGCUCUACACCUGCAGAAUCAAUGACUUCAACAAAAAUGCUGUUUUCUCCGACUGGGUGAAGGUGGAGGUCCAUCAGUGUGUCGCCAGAGGACUGCCCCCUCAGCUCUGGGGAGGAGAACCGGUCAUCGUCCUCAACCCCACCGAGCAGAGGGUGGAGGUGGGGAAGCCGCUACAGCUGCAUUGUGCUGCCAUGGGGGUCCCAGCCCCCAGCUACCAGUGGUACCGGAAUGGGAACCUGCUGGAACAUCAGAAGAAAAAAAACCUCUGGGUAACGUUGCCUUGGGAUAGUUCGGAAACUUUAACUGCUGAGAUCACCCAUGCAAAGAUCAGUGACUCCGGCACAUACCUCUGCUGUGCCUCCAAUAGCCAUGGAGAGCACUGGACCAACGCCGUGGAUAUUCACGUAGGUACAAGUCGCUCUGAAAAGUAUUUUGCUACAGGCAAGAUAGCACUUUUAGUGGGCAACAACCGCUACCAGCAUCACCCCAACCUCAUGGCUCCCAUCACGGACGUGUUUGAGCUGAGUCGUCUUCUGGAGCAGCUGGGCUUCCAGGUUGUCUCCCUUCUGGAUCUGAACAAGGCUGAGAUGGUGACAGCGGUCAGUCGGUUCCUGCAGCUCCUGGGGAAGGGAGUCUAUGCUAUAUUCUACUACGCUGGGCACGGGUACGAACAUUCAGGGAGGAACUACAUGGUCCCUGUUGAUGCUCCACAACCCUACGCCCCUGAGAACUGCAUCAGUGUGCAAAGGAUCCUCCAGAAGAUGCAGCAGCAGCAGACGGCCCUGAACCUCAUCCUGCUGGACACCUGCAGGAAAUGGUACAACCCGGAGUGUGCCCUCUCCCAGGUACAGCCACUGGAGCCCUGGGGCAAUACCGUUUAUGGCUACGCCACGAGCGAAGAUGCAGAAGCCUAUGAGUUGCAGGACGGGGAGUUCAGCUCUGGGAUCUUCAUGAAGUACCUGAAGAAACAUAUUCUGCAAGAGAAGAAGGUUACACACAUGCUGGAGGAUGUGUUAGAAGACAUCGGCCGCGAUCCCUUGGUCACUGGGAAGCAGGUGAUGGAGAUCAAACAUACUCUGAAGGAAGCCCGGUCCCUGACAGACCCAAUCUGUCCCUUGGGAGCAGCUGCCGAGCACUGGGGACGUGGCUAUGAGCCUCUGAGCAAAAUGGUGACCUUCCCCUGCGGGGCACAGGUGGAGCUCCGCUUCCACCGGCUCUUCUCCAAUGUGAUGUAUGUGUCCGCCAAGCUGCAGCCCCCCCCGGCCCACAUCACUGAUGCCCGCCUCCUGCUCUGCCAGUCCACCGAGAUGGACGACGUGGCCACCCUGAAAGAGAGCCGCCUGGACCAAGUGGAGUCUCUGCUUGCCUCUGUGUACAAGCGGGAGGAGCUGGACUGCAUCUUCCAGCUCUGUGGACUACAGAAAAUUCAGACGGACGUGGUCCUGCAGUUGGAUUUGCAUUACACCCGGCUGAGCACAAAGCAGAGGACUUGUGAAAGCCUGCAAACAACCCUCCAGAAAUCUCUGCUAGGGCAGUUUUUCAGCCAGAGGAAUUACUCCCAGCCAAACUACCAGAGAACUCCUGCCUGUUCAGGCAGCGUGUGCCUCCAGGAUGCGUUGGUGCUGAGCACAGACCCGAAGGGGCAAGCAUCUCUGAGGACAGGCUCUGGCCACAGCUUGCCCAGCAACAACCCCUCCAACUCCAGUAGUGAGCCAGAGGAGAAUGAUGAGAGCGACCUGAGCGAGCUGUGCUCAGCACUGCUCCGGGCUGGCCCAGGACAGGACUACCCCUGAGCCCGUGGGCUGGCAUGCUGAGCCUUGGGAACUGCUAUUUUUAAUAGAGGCAACAGUUAUUUGAGUGCUAAAUACAUCAGAAUCCAUCAGCUGCUUUCCAGCCUUGGCGAUCACACUGUUCAAAUGAGGCCAAAGGCUGCUUUUUUGGAAAGACUUCUCCCAUCUGCACCCUGUGGCGCACGGGGCCUGAAGCCCACUGGAAAUAACCCCUGUCCCGUGGGAGCGGUAGGGAUCAGCAAGGAGUUGUCAUUGUGUCUGGCGGAGGACAGGGCCACCCAACAAGUCAUAACAUUGCCAGGCAAACCCCAAAGUUGCUUGAAGUCAAGGGCACCGGCUGAUGUUUUCUGAGAAUUAGGCUUUGCCUGAAAGCAAACAUUACGGCAUUAAAUGCGAUGAGAAACCCAUAAACACUACAGACCCAUGCUACAGCAGCGACACAGCCUCAAAACCCAACUACAACUGCUGACUCUCACCGCACUUGUGCAAGGGACACAAGGCUUGACCAAGGGAGUCAAAUGAAACUGUGUGAAUGUAUAAGCUCUCCCCUGGGGUCGCGGCAUGGUUUUCUUUCCUUGCCAGUCCUGCCUGUGUCAAAGCAGGUUUUAAGUUAUGCAUUUAUGUAUUUCU